AAUUCCACGUUAAGAGAAAUUCCUCUUCUGCAGCUGUGGCUAACACAGGACAAAUAUAUUUGGGAUCAAAGAACAUAUGGUCAACAGAGCAGAAAACUCUUGGAAGGAUAUAAGGAUCCUUACAGAUGACUGCCUCAACUGCUGGUGAAAAAGGCUAAUGUGCUUCGAUACAUAACAAGACACAAAGCAGUAUUUCCUGCACCUACUUACUGAAAAGGAAAUGGUCUGCUAUUUGAUUUGGAUGCUUGUCCUUCUCUGCUGGAGCUCUGCAGCAGAUGAAAACUCUGUCAGAGAUGCUGAAAUUUUUCCCUCAUCUCCUGAAAUUGAGAGAGGAUCCACCCUGAAACUGUUUUGCAUUCUUGGAAAACACUACAUGUCUCUCAGAAAUGCAAGCCACAUCAUCUGGAAAUUGAAUCAUGAACUGAUUUCUCAGGAAAACUAUAAUGUUGUCAACGAGACAGUAUCUAGUGUAACCAUCCAUAAUUUCACUUACCAGGAAGCACGCGUGAAAUGUUUCAUUAAUUAUCUAGGCAAAGAACAACUUUUGGUUCACACUAAAGUUAAAUCUGGCUUUCCUCCAGACACACCAGGAAAUAUUUCCUGCAUUUAUUACUUUAAUGUUGAACUUGCUUGUAGCUGGACUUCAGGAAGACAAACGAAUCUUACAACAAACUACACUCUCUAUAGAAAAAUGAUAAGACGACAAAGUGUGACUAUCCCAAAUAUGAUUGGCUCCAGCUGCCAGAGCAAAAAUGAGUCAUGUUCAUUUUAUUACCCAAAUACUCCAUUUGGCAGUACUUUUUGCUUUCAGGUGAAAGCUGAAAAUGUUUUGGGUGAAGCCUCAUCAGAUUGUGUUCCUAUAGCUUUGGAAAAAAUAGAGAAGUUUAAACCUCCUGAAAUACUUACAGUACAAAAAAUUGCUGGUAUAAAGCAGUUGCUUGCAGUAACCUGGAAAAAACCUGAGAAGAUUAUACCUUCUCAAGACUUAAACUGCCGGGUUCGAUACAAAAACUUGUAUUCAAACUCUUCGGAAACUGUUGCUGUCAACUUAUCUUCUGAAGAGAAAAUAGCAUCGCUUAAUCUCACAGGUCUGUGGGAUUCUACAGAGUAUGCAGUUGCCAUUCAGUGCGUUAGUGUUAAAUCAAAAUUCUGGAGUGAAUGGAGCAGAGAGAAAAAGGCAAGCACAGAAGAAGAAGCCCCCUUGGAAAAAGUGGAUUUGUGGAGGGUAAUUGAAUCUUCACGCUCAGCUGGAAAUAGAUCUGUACAUCUUAUGUGGAAGCUAUUAAAUCACUUUCCACCACCUGGGAGAAUUCUAGGCUACAGAAUACAGUAUUUUCCAGAAAACCGUGCUGCUCUUAAAAUGAUGAACAUCACUACUGAUAAGAAAUUUACUUUACUUUUAAAUGAAGAGGCAUAUAUAGUAUCUGUUACUGCCUAUAAUUCUGCUGGAGAUUCUCCUGAAGCUACAUUGAGGAUUCCAUCUACUGAUGAAAAAACUUCUCAGAUUAUUGAAACAGUGAGGACCUAUACAGCAAAUGAAGAAGUAGUUGUGGAAUGGACGGCCUCUAAAUCAGAAGUGACCAGAUAUGUUGUUGAGUGGUAUGAGGACCUGGAGACAGAUCUUUUUAAUAGAUCAUGGCAAUAUAUAUCAAAUUCUACAAACUGGAGAACUAACAAGAAAACCUUUAAACCAUUUAUAUGCUAUAACAUCUCAGUGUAUCCUGUCUAUGGGAAUAAAGUAGGAGCUCCAUAUUCCAUACAAACAUACAUUCAGGAAAAAAAACCGUCAGAAGGACCUGUGGCUGACACGGGCAUUCCAGGCAAAAAUGAAAUUACAAUUAAAUGGAAGGAAAUUUCAAAGGAUAAACGAAAUGGCUUUAUCGAUAACUACACAAUAUUUUAUAAACCUGAAGGAGGAAAAGAAUUGAAUGAAACAGUGAACCCUGAUGUUCUGCAAUACAGACUGAAAUCCUUACAAGCAAAUACCCAAUAUACAGUCCAUAUCAUGGCAACCAAUGAAGCUGGCGGAACCAGUGGAGAACCAAAAACGUUCAAGACCUUGAAAUUCAAUAAAGAAGACAUUAUUUUUAUUGCUAUACCAGUUGGAUUAAGUAUGUUAUUCUUAUUAAUCCUUUGGAUAACAUGUAUUCUUAAAAAGCAUGUGUUUAAAAGGGUUUGUUGGCCUGACAUACCCAAUCCUGCAGAGAGCAUUGCAGUCGAAUGGCCGCUUGAUGCAUCUAUGACUAAUUCAUUCCUGAAGGGAGUAACAUCUGAAGAUAAAACUAUAGGUGGCUUGGAAGAUAUAAGUGUUUUGGAACCCUGUUUUUCUGAAGAACUUGAAGACUCGCUACUAAUGAAUUGUGAAAACCAUGUUUCAGAAUGUACUGAUAUUAAUACAAAAGGCGUGAUUAAUGGAGAUAAAAAGACACAAUAUAAUGAAGAGCAUGAAGCUGCUAAGCAUCUUUCAUCAUCCAUGCCUUAUGCGAUUAGUGACCAAGAUUUCAGAAGUCAAAUGCUUUCAACUUUGAUACCAGCCAAGAAAAUCCAACCCAUAGAGAAGCUCGAAGAUGAUUUACAUGAAUCCCAACAUACUUCACAUCAAAAUGAAGAAAAUAAGGAAGAUUUAAACCUCUUGGAUCUCAAUGAAAAAGCAGUAUUCAAUCCAUACCUUAAAAAUUCUGUUAAUACAAGGGAAUUUCUCAUUUCUGAGAACUUGCCAGAACACAGUGAGAAUGAACUCAAAAGCCAGUCAACUGCUGUAUCUCCUUUUCAACAAAGUGUUGUAGGACAAUCCUAUAUAACACUGGACAUGUUUGGAGUGGCCACAGCUCAUUAGCAUGAGAAAGCUUUCUGUGCAAAGUCCCCCUUGUGUCCUGGCAGUGCUGCCUCUUAUA
This is a messenger RNA of Rhea pennata, 2894 nucleotides long. RefSeq names its product interleukin 31 receptor A (gene IL31RA). Gene Ontology annotation, molecular function: cytokine binding; cytokine receptor activity. Lineage: Eukaryota; Metazoa; Chordata; Aves; Rheiformes; Rheidae. The transcript is spliced from 17 exons. The record is from RefSeq and is a predicted model, not a curated record. Gene Ontology annotation, biological process: cytokine-mediated signaling pathway. Gene Ontology annotation, cellular component: signaling receptor complex; external side of plasma membrane. Bases 221 to 2836 code for a protein of 871 amino acids.